This is a messenger RNA of Aureococcus anophagefferens, 4698 nucleotides long. RefSeq lists its product as hypothetical. The transcript is spliced from 4 exons. The record is from RefSeq and is a predicted model, not a curated record. Lineage: Eukaryota; Pelagophyceae; Pelagomonadales; Pelagomonadaceae. Gene Ontology annotation, molecular function: protein binding. The coding region runs from base 1 to 4698 and encodes 1565 amino acids.
AUGGCAGCCAUGCCGCGCUGCGUCGCGGUGCUCCUCGCCGUUGUGGCCGUCGCCGAGGACGCGAGCCACCUGCUCGCGCCGUCGGUGCGACGGCCCUUCGUCUUCUACCACAUCGACAAGACGGCGGGCAGCUCCCUGCGCGCCAUCAUCAGCGACGCCGCGGCGCGCGCGCGCCUGCCCGCCGUCAUCCCCUGCUACGGCGGCGUGACGUGCCUCUGCGGCUCGAACUAUCGCGUCGAGCCCUUCCUCUGCCCCGCCGCGGACGCCUUCGAGGCCGCGGCGGUCGUCGCGGGCCACUUCAGCCCGCUCGGCCUGUCGAAGCGCCGGGUGAGCAAUAUGGACGAGCGGACGUGCCUCGUCUUCCUCCGCGAGCCCGUCGCGCGCCACGCGAGCUUCUACCGCUUCUACGGGCACCAGAAGUACUUCGGGAACCGGUCCUUUGGCGCCCUGUCGGCCGACGAGCAGCGCGCCGCGAUCGCGCGGAGCGGCGGGCCGGCCUUCAUGGCCGAGUUCCUCGCCUGCGACGGCGAGCGCUGCCCGGCGAACGUCACGCGCGCGGCGACGCUGGCCCUCCGGCGCUGCUACGUCGGCACGGCGGAGCGCUUCAACUCGUCGAUGGCGUUCCUGUCGCUCGCGGCGCCGUGGCUCGGCACCUACGCGGCCCUGAGCCGCACGCACGCGAACCGGGCCGCCGGCGGCGGCGCGGGCCCGGAGCCGGCGCGCGCGGCGGCCCUCGCGGCGGCCAUGCCCGAGGAUUCGGCGCUCUACGGCGCCGCGGCGGCGAUGCUCGAGGCGCAGCUCGAGGCCGCGAGCCGCUGCGGCGAGGGCCGCGCGGGGCGGCCGCGGAGCGACGCGUCCUGGGCGAGCGAGGCCCACUACGAGAUGGCCGUCGCCAUCCGCGUCGAGGCGCUCGCGCGCGCCGCGAGCCGCCGGCCGCCCGCGGAGCGGCUCCGGGUCGCGUGCUGCGUAUCGGUGCACCUCCGCGCGGCGCGGGGCCGCGGCCUGCCCCGCGACGCGCGCUGCGACGCCGCGGCGCCGCGGCGGCUGGCGGCGCCGUCCCCGCGCGCCGCGCGCGGCGCGCCGGCGCCGGCGCCGAGGAAGCUCUACUGGCUGCACAUUCCCAAGUGCGGCUCGACCUUCGCGAACACCGUCGUCCACGCGCUCUGCGACGGCGUGCCACCGAACGCGUCCGAGCAAAAGUACUUGGGCAAGACGCCGAACUUCAUCAAGGGCCGCAGCUGCCCGCGCCUCGCGGUGCCCGUGCGCGACGGCUGGGGCCGCCACGACGACCUCUCGGCGGGCCUGCUCGCGAAGGUCGGCGGCGCGGACCGCGUCGUCGCGCUCCUGCGCGAGCCGCGCGCGCGCGCCGAGGCCGCCUGGAACCACGUCAACGUCCACGGCGUCCCCAGCCCCAAGGGCCCGCCGGCGGGCGACGCGCGCCAGUUCGCCGAGGCCACGGCCGGGUGCGCGGCGCGCACGCUCGCGGGGCGGGGCACGUGCCUGACGCCUGGGCGCGGCGACGACAAGGCGCGCGACGCCGCGAUCGCGCGGCUCCGGGAGCUCGCGUUCGUCGGCGUCGUCGAGCGCUGGGCCGAGUCCAUCUGCCUCUUCCACCUCCAGUUCGGCGCGCCCUGCCUCGCCGUCGAGUUCGAGCACCUCCGGUCCCAGCCGCACAACCGCACGGUGCCGCGCGCCGCGCGCAACGUCGACGACGACGUCUACGCCGAGGCGCGCCGCCUCUUCGCCGCGGCGCUGGACCGCCACGGCGCGACGCCCGAGCGGUGCGCGGCGCUCUGGGCACCGGCCAUUCAUAACGUGCUCCAGCGCGCGCUCUCGACGGCGGACUACCUCGCGUCGCGCAACCUCGACGGCCUGGCCGCGCUGAAGCGGCACUGCGCGCAGACGAGCGGCAAAGAGGGCGACCACCCCGACUUGCCCGUCGCGCCGCUGCCGGAUGGCUGGCCGCGCGCGAUUCCGCUGAAGGGCGCGUGCAUGACGGGUUCGCUGGCGACGCUCGCGUACCUCUUCGAGCGCGGCGCGGAUCCGGACCUCGUCGACGUCGUUUCGGGCGACACGGCGUGUCACGUCGCCGUCGCCUGGGGCCGCGUCGACGCCGUCGCGUACCUGCUCGCGCGCGGCGCGCGGCACGACGUCUCGGACGGCGACGGCUUGACGCUCGCCGGCGCAGCGCGGCGGCGGCAGAAGCUGCUCGAGCGCGGCGACGCGGCCUUCGCGGAGCGGCUCCGGAGCCGCGGCAUGGACAUCGACGCGCUCCGGGACGAGGGCCGGGGGCUCGUGAAGCUCCUCGACGCCGUGGAAGCACGGGGCUCCUGGCGCGCGUUCGCCGUAGGCGCGACGCGCCGGCCGCGCGUCGCCAGGGCCGCGCCGUGGCUCGAGGCCGCGGCGGAUCGCUCGUCCUUGGCGAUCGCGCGAGCGCUGGCGUCGCGACGAGGGACGCCCGUCGCCGUGGUUCAAGAGACGAAAAAAGCGCCGUCGAAGGCCGCGGCGAAGAAGCGGCGCGCGGCCGCCGAGGACCGCGCGACGCGGGACGCGGCGACGACGGUGAAGGCGUCGGACCCGCCGCUCGAGAAGGCGCUCUUCGAGGCCGGCCUCGUGUCUCCCGCGCCGGGGGAGCACCACCUCGUCAACCCCGUCUUCCCCCGCGCGCUGCGCUGGCUCGACUGCGCGACGCUCGAGGACGUGCGGGCCCUCGAGCGCGACGACGUCUCGCGCGUCGAAGGGCCGUCGUCGUCGGAGCGCCGCGAGCUCUGGCUCUUCUGCUGCGCCGCGCGGAAGCGGCGCGACGACGCCGUCGCCGAGGCGCGCGCCGCGGCGGCGGCGGACGUGGAGCGCGACGAGGCGCGGCGCCGCGAAGCGGCGCGGAGCGUCGACCCGCGGGCGGCCGUCGCGUUCCGCGUGCCGCUCGCCUGCUUCGCGCGCGUCGCGGGCUUCCUCUUCCACGCGCCGCCGCCGCCGCCCAAGCCGGAGCGCGCCCCGGCCCACGUCCUGGCGCUCCUCGAGGGCGUCGUUCGCCAGCGCCGCGUCAAGCGCUCGGCCUCGUCGCGCGUGCGCAUGACCAUGCGCGGGCUGCCCGAGCCGACGGACGUGGAGCGCUGGAAGAAGCCCGCGGCCCCCCAAAAGAAGCGAUCCGCCGUCGAGCCCCUGCCCGAGCUGCGGCGCAUGCCGACGCCGCUCUCGCCGACUUGCUGGGGCGACGACGACGAACCCGCCGCGCGGACCGACGGCCUCGGCGGCAUGGACGAGCGCGUCAUCGACGACGCCGCGGUCACGGCGCGCUACCGGAACGCGCGCCUCAUCGACGACGCCGCCGUGCGCUCCCCGGGCCUGAACGAGCGCAGCACGCGCAACCAGCGCCGGCGGCGGUCGAGCGACACGGACAUCGACGCCGCGGCGCCGAAGCCGCGCGCGAAGCGGCCCCUGUCCGGCGGCGGCGGCCGGCCGCUCGAGGCGGUGCGCGAGCGGCGCCGCGCGCGGCAGAUCGCGGACAUGGAGCUCGCCGCGGCGCGCGAGCGCGAGAACGCCAAGCUCGAGGUGUCGCGCGCGAUCCUCGAGAAGAUGGCCUGCGGCCGCGUCGCCACAAGGCUCGGCGCCGUCCUGGAGGACGCGCGGGAGAAGCGCGUCCGCGACCUCGCGGCGACGGCGAUCCAGGCCUGGGCGCGGGGCCUGCGCGCCAAGGAGAAGCGGCGCAUCGUGCGCAAGCUCAGCCGCUUCGUGCCGCUGACGCUCUGGCGCCGCCGCGAGCGGAACCGGCUCGCGGCGAAGCAGCUCCGCACGUUCUUCCUCGACCACGAGCGGCCGGCCCGCGUCAAACGGCAUAUCCACGACUUUUUGCGCGCCGUCAAGCUCGUGCAGCGCAUCUACCGCGGCUACGCGGCCUGCACCGUCGCGCGGCGGAAGGCGCUCGGGAUGCUCUGGCAGCGCGCGGAGGCGGCCUUCGCGCCGCCGCGCGAGCGCCGCCCGCUCGCGCCCGUCAAGCCCCGCAACGGGUCGCCGGACGAGGCGCGCGCCUUCGCGCGGCGGAAGAUCCUCGCGCGGCGCGAGGACCAGAGGGACGACGCGAAGCGCCGCGACGACGCGCGCGGGCUCGCGCGCCUCGACCGCCAGUGGGACGUCGUCGACGCGCGCAUGGCCCACCUCGUGCGGCCGGAGGAGGCGCCCGCGAAGCGGCGCAAGGAGCAGAAGUGGGCCAUGCCCGCGAAGGUCCGCGACGCUGUCCUCCGCGCGAUCCUCGGCGACGCGCGCGCGCGGCACCAGGCGACCUGGGACGUGUCCCAGCGCGAGAAGUACCGCUCGGCGCCCGAGGUCUUCACGCGGCGCCAGGCGCGGACCAUCCUGCGACUGGGCGACAUCAAGAAGCGCGCCGCGCCGCUGCCGCCGAACGCGAAGGCGGGGAAGGCGUGGCCGACGCUGUUCCUCUUCGUCCAGGGCGACGACACGCUCGCGGCCAUCGUCGCGCGCGCCUACGCGGCGGCCUACGCGGCGGACAAGGAGGCGCACCUCCGCGGCGGCGGCGCCGACGUCGCCGCGGCCGCGCUCCGCGCGCUCGGGCUGGCCGGGUCCCACGACAGGGCCAUGUCGGAGAUCAAGAGCAUGAAUUUCAACCCGUGCAUGUCCCACUCGAACUGGCGCUUCCCUUUCGCCGUCGUCCGCUCGACGAACUGGUCGAUGUUGCCGUAG